Rodentolepis nana is the source of this 741-nucleotide messenger RNA. NCBI's taxonomy places the organism in Eukaryota, Metazoa, Platyhelminthes, Cestoda, Cyclophyllidea, Hymenolepididae. The record is from the annotation of a GenBank genome assembly.
AUGCCUAAGACAAACGCUGGUAGAGAGUUAUUAAGGGAAGCAGAAUACCUUGCGCCAGGUCAAAUGGGAACCAUUCGGAGUUCAAUGUUCAAGAAUGAGUUACUAAGACGGGCUCCAUUGGGUCGAGCAUUAAUCCGAGGUAGAUCACUUCCCCCAUCAUGUUUCAUUUAUGGAAAGAGAAGUGAGCAAGAUCCAAAUGGUCUCAAUAAAUGCCUAAUUUGGAGUAAGUUUAAGCCAAGUCCAGGCGUAGGACUAUACGGAGUUGAUUAUAUGAGGAUAAAUAAGGAGAGCGCAAAGGCUGGAAUUCAUACAAUGUCCGAAUGGAUGAAGUUCCGGAAGGAGAAAGACUAUCAUCAUUCGCGUUAUCAGAGGUUGAACCAGAAAGUUGAAUUUCCAGUGGAAAUGACAUUUGGAAUUAGAAACCCACAAAAUUCUAAUAUCGAUUGCCUUUUAUCGCAUUAUUAUAAGAGGGAAUUUGAUCGAAAGGCCAUUGAAGCAAAUCUACCUAGCAUAGAGAGGUUGGCCAAGAUUAAAAGCAAGACACCACCAAUUUAUGAUACACUCAAAUCAACACACGCGGUGAUUCCCUUGCCACAAUCGAAACCACAACCGACAAAGUUAUGGACAAUGAAACGCUUUCAGUCUCAACCAUCACGCAUAUCUACCUACUGGAGUGAAGAGGAAUGUAAGAAAUUCGGAGAUAGAUGUGAGGAGGAACCACAGUGCGCUUUAAAUGUUUAA